UGGGCCCUCUAUAUUACUGACCGGCCCGAAAACUUUCUUAUCCGACGUGGACAUCAACACGAGGUCGGUUCUCAUCGUCUUCCUCAAAAACCUCUACUUUUAGGGUUUUCAUUCGGGAGUCAAGAUCAAGAUCAAGAUCUCUUUUUUUUCCCCCAUUUUUGUGUGGGGAGCUCUUAUUUUGUUGGGGUUUGAGAUUAUUGAGAAGCAAUGGAGCCAGAGGUGAUAAAAGUAGAGUUGGUACUGCCAACACAUAUGAGUUUCAAGAGGAUACAAAUAUAUGAGAAAUACCCAAAAGGCCAAUCAAAAGUCAGGUGGAAACAGCUCAAGCAAAUCCUUCAAGCUGAAAAUUACCAUAAUUAUCCUCCUGAUGAAGCCAAUUAUGUUAAUAUUGAGUCACCACCUUCAAUGCAUCCGUGCAAAAAAAUUUGUGAUAUAACAGGAUUUGAGGCACCUUACCAUGAUCCAAGGACCAAUCUCCGCUAUGCAAAUGCUGAUGUCUUCAAGCUUGUGAGAUCUCUUCCCAAUGAGCAUGUGCAAAGGUACCUGGCUCUGAGGAAGGCGGCAGUGGUUUUGAAGUGAAGGUUUUUCAUUCAAGAGAUGUGGAAGACGGGGUUUGGUCUUGAAUCAAUUAUUUACUUGACAAUUAGAUGAGGGUUUACUUGAAUGUAUCAUCCCCAAGAUAUCAUGGUGUACAAUCUACAAUUUGUUUGAUUCAUGGAUGGGAGAAUACAGUAUCACAUGCCCCUAGAAACCUCUCCAAAACUGAAGUAAUUUUCUUGGAUAGUUAUGGGUUAAUUGUAGUACCAGAUAAACUGGACUCCCCUAAAACAGUACGUUUUCUAUGGGAUGAGGCUGUCUGCUCCAGUGCUCACCAAAGCAGGAUCAUUCUAUUUAGGAUUUAAUGUGCUAGUUGGUUCAUAUGUUCA
Theobroma cacao (cacao) is the source of this 926-nucleotide messenger RNA. Its product is annotated as chromatin-remodeling complex subunit. Lineage: Eukaryota; Viridiplantae; Streptophyta; Magnoliopsida; Malvales; Malvaceae. The record is from RefSeq and is a predicted model, not a curated record. Gene Ontology annotation, cellular component: Ino80 complex. Gene Ontology annotation, biological process: chromatin remodeling.